AUGUCGGUUUGGGUUGUGUGCUUUGUUUACAUUCGUUUUGAUCUAGACAUCGGCCCGAAGAUUGAAUACAUCACCCCACACGAUGCACUUACUGAAAAUGGGAAGAGUGAGGUCAUCAAGUAUGCUUUUCCAGAUUGCAACCCGGAUUGUGACCACAACUUCAUCUUCAAUUUUAGUCUAGAGGAUUGUACACAGGCAGCUGCACAAGUGAUACCCGAGACGGUGGUUGCGAACCCUGGCAAAGGCUCUAUCAUCUCAAGGCUUUACGGUGCUGCAUACUAUAGACAAAAAUACGACACCCGAGUACAGCGCUCCUACGUGCAGCAAGCCAUCGUCCUACUUUCUCGACUGCCCUUCAUAGCCGCCCACGAACUUAUCCUACGCACCGUAGCUCCACGCUUUGCACAAUGUUGCACACUUUCUCCAGAUACGGAGUUGACUACCAUUUCGGGCGCUCUGUCCCCAUUCCCAUCUAAUUUCUAUCACAUGGAUCCGAGCUAUAACCCAGAUCAGUAUACCCCAAUACAAGUUCUUGAUGAGGCCAUCAAGGAAAUUGCCGGGUGGCCUUCUCCGCAUCCGCAGGUACGCUACGAAGUACUCCUCCUCCACCAGGUUCUGGUGUUUGUAACAGGUCCGCACUCCUUCAUAGCGGCACAGCCACACCAAUGGCAACAACACGCCGUCAAACGACCACCAUUUUCCCUAGAUCAUCGCGUCUCUUUCAUGAAGCGGCGAACCUCCAUAGGAUUUGACGCCUCAUCUAAAAUAUUUUACUCGCAAGAGCUGCUCCCCUUAUUCGAUCUUCUUGGUGAGCAUAUCACGCACUUGACGUACCUAUGGGAGCUGGUUAUCAGCCAUGAGCCGCUUUUCAUUUUGAGCAAUACUCCAUCGACAGCUUCGGCAGCGGCUAUGGCCGUAGCCUCACUUGUAUCCCCGAUUCCAUACACAGGGGUAAUCUCUUCAUACUUUACAAUGCAAAGUAAUGAAUUUACGCGGUUCACCCGGAUGGGCAAGGCUUUGCCUUUUCCCACCACGGAAGGCAUGAUCGUCGCCGGCACCAAUCCUCUUCUUAUCCGCAGUUUUGACGGCUGGCCUAGUUUGCUCGCUGUGGUAGAUCGCUUUGUGCGAGCCAGAGGAGAGGAGCCACACACUACCACAUCGGAUUUAGGUGACAGUGCCGCCGCUCAUCGGAUUGCAUCUCCCAUUACUUCUUUAUCGCCGAAUAGGCCCUUUUUACCAAUCAACACAGCGUUCCCUACUAACUCCGCUGGUUGUAAAGUUACUAAACAGUGCUUUAACACUACAAGUUACUCGUCCUCGCCGUUCCGCAUGAGGCGUUGGGCGCCUUCCUCCGGUGUAUCAAACGGUGGUUCAGAAAGUUUCCCGGUAUUGUGCCCACAAGGAGCAUCUCAGGGUGAAUCGAUAACUGUAACAGAAAAAGAUAAAACUCCCAUACUACCGUAUGGUAGUUUCUUUCGCGGUAAUGCCACAAAUAAAAGUGGAUUAGCCUCACCAACGGUGGCCUCCUUAUCCAAACACAAAGCUAAAGAUAAUCCCCUACCUCUUCACACAUCUGGAGGAGGGUACGUUUGCGAGGGACUUGAUAUAAAGAAACUAGAUUUGAAUGCUGAUCCACCAGGCUCUUGCCCAUCUCCGCAGAGUAGCUCAUGCUUUAGCAAGAAUAGUCGACAAUUUAUGUCCUGUAGCUCUAAUUCUGCAAAUUAUAGGGAUCAUGACGAAGGAAGGUUAGAGCUGUGUGGAAAUGCAACUGCUUUUGACUCAGGCCGCCGGUAUCGUUUGCAGUCCAGCUCAACAGAGAGCUCGAGCGACCGCUUUCCAAUCUCUGACGAUGAUAUCCCAGAUGAUCUUGACAAUUUCGGAGGUGGCGCCAAUGACGCUAAACGCACAGGCGAUAGUCAACACCCUCCGUUACCGCAUCCUUCACUCCCUAUACACUUUCCGCAGCGUGUUGGAUCGACGAUAGUGCCUUUAAUCACUUCAGUUACCUCUGUUCUGGACGUUCAACCCCAACUUCAGUCCCUUUCCAACCCUACUCUGUCUUGCUCACACUCCGGAAAGGCUUCUGAAUUGAAGCAUACAACGAGUCAUCUGCGAAAUAACAGUUACGAUUAUACUCCCUUGGCCUCGAAGCAUGGGCUAGCGUCGAAUGAGAGCAAGCUCUUUACUCCGGAGCAGUACAGGACCUUAAGGGAGGAGGCUGCGCACACGCCGCAGAGGGAUAUAUCCACGAGACUGUCCAAAGGAAAAGAAUCUCGAAACCGACUGCAGCACCGUCUAGUGAAUCAUUUUGAUUCGACGUUUAACUUUUUACUCAAUCACAAGGAGCAGACCUCAUACUUACUGAAGCGUUUGGAGGCGGCCUCAGCGAGCGAGAAGGAGGGCCAAAUCCCUCCACUAGCUUCACACGUUGAUCCACACCAUUGCGAACGCAAACUUGAAUGGGUACAUUGCAGCAGCACUUCUUUCGACGCGUCGGAUGCCGUUAGUUCUUUCAGUGAUCCACCGUUUUCUCAGUUUUCUGUGGGCAACAGCGUCAUGAGAAAGUUUUUCGACUCCUUAACUCACGAGUUCCUUUCCCCCAUCACUUUCUGGUUCAUGAAUGUAACCCGUAGCAUCUCCUCGUUCAGCUUGUGCGAUGUGUCUGUCGCGGAAUCGAUACUCUGCGCUGACAAAUUUCUUGAUUUCUUUCGUGAAAACCACAAAAGGAUUGCCCCUGGUUUAUGGACACGACACCACCGAUACACGAAAUAUAAGACCAUUUAUGAACGCUUCGCGCGCGGGUCACUCUUCCAAGCGUACGUAAAGCAGCUUCUUGGGGAAAAGCUGUUCAGGGAGUUAGAUGGGUUUGAGAUAGAGGAAUGGGUUAAGGCAUUUCCGUACGAGGCUGAACGAAUUGAUAUGAUAAUUAAUUUGUAUAAUGUGGCAAAGCGAGAACUUACGCAUACCUUAGAUCCGGAUGUGGUGUUCAUCACAUCUGUCACCUCUGUGCUCGCUAGGAUGGCUCUUAGAAUUGAUCAGCCGUUGCAGGACCAGCUUUUAAUGAAGAUUGCAGAUCUGAAGCUGUAG
Messenger RNA from Phytomonas sp. EM1, 3087 nucleotides. The record is from the annotation of a GenBank genome assembly. Lineage: Eukaryota; Euglenozoa; Kinetoplastea; Trypanosomatida; Trypanosomatidae.